AUGGAGCUUACUCUGCUGAGAAAUGGUAAUCGUGGGCCAAUUUCACUCUUGGUUAGGUCUGGUUGUACAAGGUCUAGCAGCAUUCUUGCUCCAAUAUAUGCUGCUAAUGCUAUGUUUGAUGGGAGGGAAAAAUGGAAGGAAAAGCUUAGGAAACUGGCAAACCUCAAAGCAAAAAUUCUGGAGGAAGAAGAAGACUGCAACACAAAGGUGUUGACGGUCCUCUAUGAAGCCUUGAGCUCGAAACACGGUCGUUUUAAUGAGGUGCACCGUUUUUUGUCAUCCUACAUCGAGUGGUGGUUCCACGGCCCGCCGUCCCACUCCCACCGGCAUUUGAAACGCUUGCUCACCGGUUCACCAUCCGACGACUUGUCCUUUGCUUUCGUUCCUCUAUCCGUCGUGGCAUUCGGAUCAACGGUCCUCGUCGAAGGUUACGAUCAAGGGAGCUCCGUUUCAUGGGUUCAUGCUUGGACCCUCAAUGAGGGGAUAAUUACUCAGGUGAGGGAAUACUACAACACUUCCGUUACCGUCACGCGCUUCGAGGACUCCAACGGUGUUGGAGCGGCGAGCUCACCGGAAAUUAGGUCACGGUCAGGUGGUGGGAAGUGUGAGAGUGUUUGGCAGAGCAAGCUAAGCGAUGAGUCCGUGCCUGGUCUAGUCUUGGCAUUAUAGUGGAUGUGACAAUGUUAACCUAACAAAAAGCUUGACUCUUUCUAGUCUUCUAAGUGUCAAUGAAGUAAUUGCACGUCCUUUUUAUAGACGUGUAACAUUUACCACUCUGUCUACUCUUAGCCUUUGAUAGGUAUGGGUAGUAGUAAUAUUA
Molecule: messenger RNA, 820 nt
Organism: Ziziphus jujuba (common jujube)
Lineage: Eukaryota; Viridiplantae; Streptophyta; Magnoliopsida; Rosales; Rhamnaceae
Exons: 3
Coding region: 1-669 (222 amino acids)
Source: RefSeq, a predicted model, not a curated record